AAUAAAUGCUUUUUCUCAGUUGCCGGGAUGUCACGUGUACAGUCGUAACAACCUAAUCAUUACGACACUUCUAUUCGAUCAACUCAGCCACAUGUAGUAAAUAAGCCAUUCCAUGUUUUGUUAACCAUAUUCGACACACCGCUACCUGCUGGAAAAGACAGAUUUUGGGUCGUUAUCCCUCUCGCUUCGCCUCUUCCUCUCCGCUUGUGCGUGCCAGAGAGGAAGUCGUCAUCUUUGUGCGUGCUCGAAACAAAACCAGGUGCAAAAUAAUAGCGACGCUGACCCACCUUGCAUAGGCUGAAGAGAGAAAAGCAGUUGUUGUCGUACUAAAGAAAAUCGUAAUUCUUUAGGAAGAGGAUCAUGUCUAUUUGUUUACUGAUCAGCAAAAAUGGAAGGCAUAAACCGAUUCAUCUACCUCACCUACAGACAGUUGUCUUGGGUCGGGGUCCAGAAACUACGAUAAAAGACAAAAAAUGUUCCAGGGAGCAGGUUGAACUCAAGGCAGACUGCAACAAAGGGUAUAUCAGUGUAAAACAACUGGGUUUCAACCCCACUAGUGUGAACUCUGAGGUGGUGGGUAAAGGCAACCAAGUGGAGAUGAGAUCUGGCCAGCAGCUGCACAUGGUCAAUGAGCUGUACCCGUAUACUGUGUGCUUCAAAGAGGAUCCAUCCAACUCUCAGUCCAGUGUGGGCACCAAGAGGCCCCGUGGGCCUGCCUCAGAGGAGCGGGAGCUUCACAGAGAGCCCCCUGGGCAUAAAGUAACAAGGAAAACAGAGGACUCCACUCAGUGCAAGCAUGGAGGGUCCACCUCCACUAACACACGGCCUGAACCUCAAACAACAGAGAAAACUGAAACUUUAGGAUAUUGGAGCCAAGGAUUGAAAGCCUCAAUGCAAGACCCCAAAAUGCAGGUCUACAAGGAUGACAGAGUAGUUGUUAUCAUGGACAAGUACCCCAAGGCUCACUACCACUGGCUGGUCCUGCCCUGGGAGUCCAUCCCCAGUCUGAAGACACUGCGCAGGGAGCACUGUGAUCUGUUGAGGCACAUGAACCAGGUAGCAGACAGGAUUGUACAACAACAGUGCCCCGAUACUGGCCUGCUACACUUCCGCCAGGGCUACCACGCCAUCCCCAGUAUGAGCCAUGUCCAUCUACACGUGAUCAGCCAGGACUUUGACUCCCCUUGUUUAAAGAACAAGAAACACUGGAAUUCAUUCACAACUGACUAUUUCAUAGAAUCUCAAGAAGUCAUUCAGAUGCUGGAAAAGGAUGGGAAGGUCACCAUAAAAGAAGGGACAAAUGAGUUGUUGAAACUACCUCUCUGCUGUCACGUGUGUGGCAUGGCGCUGUCCACCAUACCACAACUUAAGGAGCACCUGAAAUCUCACCCAUAUGGUAGAUUGUGAAACGUAUACAGAAGAAAAAUGCUAAAAAAAUAAAAGUUGGGGGUUAUGCUGCUCGUGAGGCAAUUGUAGAAAAAAAACAUGUCUAUGGAACCACAUUGUCCAUUUUAUUGCUGCAGAUGCUCAUAAUAUACAUAAGUCUGUUCACAACCAAUUGUCAUUUACUUUAUUUAAUACAUCUCAAAAACCUGUUUAAAUAGUGUGCAGCAAGUAUGUUUUUUGUACAAAUAAGUCUCGAGUGCAUGUCUGAAUAUAAAGCUUGGGGAACAUUUGUUUAUAGUUUUGUUAUAGUUACAAAAAUAAAAUCUAACUUGGCCUCAAAGUGGCACAGAAAAUG
This is a messenger RNA of Salvelinus namaycush (lake trout), 1741 nucleotides long. RefSeq names its product aprataxin (gene aptx). The transcript has a single exon. Lineage: Eukaryota; Metazoa; Chordata; Actinopteri; Salmoniformes; Salmonidae. Gene Ontology annotation, biological process: single strand break repair; double-strand break repair. Bases 361 to 1407 code for a protein of 348 amino acids. Gene Ontology annotation, molecular function: protein binding; DNA 5'-adenosine monophosphate hydrolase activity; single-stranded DNA binding. Gene Ontology annotation, cellular component: nucleus. The record is from RefSeq and is a predicted model, not a curated record.